Messenger RNA from Cornus florida, 1104 nucleotides. RefSeq names its product WAT1-related protein At1g09380. The transcript has 7 exons. NCBI's taxonomy places the organism in Eukaryota, Viridiplantae, Streptophyta, Magnoliopsida, Cornales, Cornaceae. The coding region runs from base 1 to 1104 and encodes 367 amino acids. The record is from RefSeq and is a predicted model, not a curated record. Gene Ontology annotation, molecular function: transmembrane transporter activity. Gene Ontology annotation, cellular component: plasma membrane.
AUGGCGGGUGAUUUAUUGCCAUUCUUGGCCAUGGUCAUUACACAAGUUGGCUUUGCCGGCAUGAACAUCAUAGCUAUGCUCGCCAUGGAUUCCGGUCUGAACCCGUUCAUUCUCGUCGCUUACCGCCAAAUCUUCGCCACCAUAGCCAUCAUCCCCUUCGCUUAUUUCUUGGAAAGAAAGACAAGGCCAAAGAUGACACUGCAAGUUCUCUUCCAAAUUUUCUUAUCUUCCAUUUUUGGUGUAACUUUGAACCAGAUCACUUACUUCGUUGGGUUGAAAAACUCCACCCCAACAAUUGCUUGUGCAUUGUCAAAUUUACUCCCGGCAGUCACUUUUCUCCUCGCCAUCCCUUUCCGCUUGGAAAGUGUGGGAAUUAAGACUAGGGCAGGACAAGCCAAGGUUCUUGGAACAAUAAUGUGUGUAGGUGGUGCCAUGUUUCUAUCAUUUUACAAUGGACAUAGUGUGCCAAUAGGUGAAUCAAGCAUUCACUGGAAAUAUGCAGACAAUAUGGGAGAAGGAAAUUCUAGUAACAAUGGGAAUUUCAUCUUAGGCCCUUUUCUCCUAAUAGCAAGCUCUGUCACUUGGGCAAUAUGGUUCAUUAUCCAAGCCAAAAUGAGUGAAAACUAUGCAGCUCCAUACACAACCUCGGCUCUGAUGUGUCUGAUGGCCAGUGUUCAGUGUGGCAUUAUUGGCUUGUGCGUCGAGCAUAAUGUAUCUGCAUGGUCAUUGACCUCUGGCAUUAGGGCUGUUACUUGCCUAUACGCCGGACUAGUGUGUUCUGCUCUAGCAAUCUGCCUCAUGUCAUGGUGCAUACAAAGGAAAGGUCCUCUUUACGUGUCCGUGUUCAGCCCAUUGCUUCUUGUCAUUGUGGCUAUUCUCAGCUGGGCACUAAUUCGAGAGACACUAUACGUUGGAACUGUUGUAGGGUCUGCAUUGAUUGUUAUGGGGCUAUAUGCUGUUCUCUGGGGAAAGAACAAGGAGAUGAAUCCGAAGAGCAGAAUUGUGGCAGCAGCAGAAGAUGAUCAGAAGCAAGACGCGAAAGCCGACUUGGAAUUGCAGUUACCUGUGCAAUCAAAUGGCAUUAAUCUUCAUGCGACAAGCUAA